UGUGUAGUGUUAACUGUACAUUUACAAUAGCUCAAAUCGAAAGUAGAAAGUUAGUUUGUAAAAAAAACAUUAUACAAGUCUAUAUCGUUACUAUUUAUUUAUAAGUGAAGACCUAGUUUUCAAGUGCUCUUAUAGAUACAGAUUAGGUUAGAUAUAUAACGGUUCAAGAUAAAAGUCAAAGAUAGCUAAAACAAAGCAAUUCAGAUACAGAUUUACAGCUGAGUUAUGGGGAAAAAGUCGCGAAAUUUUAAUAUAAAUCAAACGGAUGGUGGGUAUGGGUGGAUUGUGGUGGCUUGUACAUUUGUUGUUGGAUUUAUUAUUGAUGGAUUGGCCUACUCGUUUGGGAUUGUGCUGGUUGAGCUGCUGGAACAGUUUAAGCAAGACAGAGCUUCCACUGUCGUCGUUGGAUCCAUUCUUACCGGAGUCAUGUAUCUCAUAGGACCUUUGGCUGGUGCCCUAUCUGACAUAUAUGGCUGCCGUAUUAUCGUGUUCCUUGGGGCUGUGAUAAGCAGUGUCGGCUUCGUCAUCAGCUCUUUUGCCACAAGCGUAUUGUAUCUCUACUUCUCCUACGGUUUGCUUGGAGGUCUUGGCUUUGGAUUUAUGUUCCUGCCAGCGGGUGUCUGUGUCAUUCAACACUUCACAAAACGUCGAGCUUUAGCCAACGGUAUAGCUGUAUGUGGAUCAGGUGUUGGGACAUUUGUUAUGAAUCAUCUCACGAGAUACAUGCUUGACCACUACGGAUGGAGAGGAACUGUUUUACUGUUUGCAGGAAUCGCCCUGCAAGGCGCUGCGUUGGGACUUCUAUUAUUACCUCCAUUGCCCAAGCUGAAAGAUCCAACACUGACUGACGCGCCGAAAGCGAUGUAUAUCAAAAAUAUCAACGCAGACGACCAGCAUUCCAUUAACAGGAGACUUAAAACAAAAUCAUGUUUCUCAUGUUUUAGAAGUGUUGACAGUGCAGAAGAGGUCAAUGAGUCGGAGCUAAAAGUAUUCAAUAUAAACGAUACUCUAGACACAAACGUGCAAUUAUCUCGAUAUGAAACUAACAUGGACAAAGUUAUUUAUGACAAAAAAGGAAACAGUUUAAAACGAGUUAUUCAGCGUAUUUUCAGUAGUAAAUUGUUAACCCAUGGAGGGUUUAUAUUGUUUUUAUUUGCUAACUUUGCUGUACAUCUGGCAUUUACAAUCCCCUUCAAUCUACUGCCUGACCAGGCUGUUGAAAAUGGUAUGACAAAACACGAGGCAUCCUGGCUGAUUUCUUCAAUUGGGAUUACUAAUACCUUAAGCAGAAUUUUUCUCGGUUGGUUGGCAGAUAGAAAAUGCGUAAACAGGAUGGUAAUGUUGGAUAUUGUGAUAUUUCUGGCCGGAAUUAUCACAGGCCUAUCACCACUCCUAACAACAUUUCAAUCAAAGUUGAUAUAUCCUUGUCUUUAUGGUGUGAUGAUAGGUGGCUAUGUAACAUUAUGUCCAGUAGUACUGGCUGACUUAUUUGGUACAGAAAUGAUCGCACAAUCGUUUGGUAUGUGGCUGUUUGCAUGUGGCCUUGCUGGUACUAUUUCGUCGCCGAUUGGAGGCUGGCUGUACGAUACGACAAACAAUUACGACAUCACGUUUGUUAUUGCUGGGGCGGAAUUUCUUCUUGCCGGACUUCUGUUUCUCGCCUCAAUAUGUGUUUCAAGAAACAAAAAAUAAAUUUGCAUCAAGUCAAACCUCAGCAAGCAUUGGUAUUUUGGACCAUUAGUGGCAAAGCAAUGGCUAUUAAUGGUAUUAAAGAUUAAACCAAAUCAUACAUCAGUAUCUAACCGCUUUCUGCCGGAAACAAAACAUCGGACAGAUAUUACGUCGAUUUGACAAGGCUGAUUAUGUAAUGCUUGCUGGGGAAGAAUUAAAAUCGAUUUUGCUUUUUAAUAUUUCUUUCUGUAAAACAAAAUAAAAAUAAUUUGCAUAUAUAAGAUGUUUAGAUAUGUUGUGAAAUGCUUUGAUUAUCAUAGCUUGUAUGGAGUUGAAUGAGUACCGUUGUGUCGUACCAAAAUGACCCACGUUUUCACGCAGUUGUUUGUAUUUUGUACAUGUAUAAAUAUGCAUUACCAUUUUGAAUUCCUUAAUAAGGGUUUAUUAUAGAGCCACAUAUGUGUAAUUACACAUAUUGUAUCUUUCAUUUUCAUGCAUUUUAAUGUUCAAAGUUAUGUAAAGGUUUAUGUAAUUUGUUUGGUCACCUCUUUUAAAGAAAAUGUUCAUUUGAAUUUUAUAUUUUGUAAAAAAAUACACUUUAGAAUAUAUAAAUCUAAUUUUGACGGAGAAAAAACGUGAUUGCAAAUAUAAAGUUUGCCUUUUAAAACACCAUAAAUAUUUAUUUGUAUUUUAUUCUAAACAUUUUUGUUCACAAACUUUGUAAAUCUAUGCCUGACUCUCAUCAGGUACUUAUAUGUCAUAUUCUUAUAGUUUUUCUGUUUUUUGUUUUGUUUUGAGGUUCUUACAGGUUUAUAAUAGUUUUUGUCAAAGUAUAAUCGAUUCAAUGCAUAUAAUUGUUAUUUUUCCAAGCUGAAUGAAGGUGAAACUUAAAGAUCACCAAAGUCAUUAUAUGAGCCGUGCCAUGAGAAAACCAACAUAGUGGCU
This is a messenger RNA of Mercenaria mercenaria, 2616 nucleotides long. RefSeq names its product monocarboxylate transporter 14-like. NCBI's taxonomy places the organism in Eukaryota, Metazoa, Mollusca, Bivalvia, Venerida, Veneridae. The record is from RefSeq and is a predicted model, not a curated record. Gene Ontology annotation, biological process: transmembrane transport; monocarboxylic acid transport. The coding region runs from base 226 to 1692 and encodes 488 amino acids. The transcript is spliced from 7 exons. Gene Ontology annotation, molecular function: monocarboxylic acid transmembrane transporter activity.